Molecule: messenger RNA, 476 nt
Organism: Musca vetustissima
Lineage: Eukaryota; Metazoa; Arthropoda; Insecta; Diptera; Muscidae
Gene: Obp44a
Product: general odorant-binding protein 99a
Exons: 2
Coding region: 50-475 (141 amino acids)
Biological process (GO): sensory perception of smell
Molecular function (GO): odorant binding
Source: RefSeq, a predicted model, not a curated record
CUUGUGAUUUAUACACCAAGCGUCAAAACAAAGUACCAAGCAAAACAAAAUGAAAGUAACAGCUGUUCUAUUGUUGGCUCUCUUUGCUGUGGCCUCCGCUGACUACAAACUACGCACCCAAGAGGAUCUAAUGAAGGCCCGCAAGGAGUGCAUGGAAGCCAAAAAGGUCACCCCCGAAAUGAUUGAGAAAUACAAGAAAUUCGAAUUCCCCGAUGAUGAGAUCACCCGAUGCUACAUUCAAUGCGUUUUCGAGAAAUUCGAACUGUUCGAUGCCAAGGAUGGCUUCAAGAACGACAACUUGGUAGCCCAAUUGGGUCAGGGCAAGGACAACAAGGACGAAGUUAAGGCCGAUGUUGAAAAGUGUGCCGACAAAAAUGAACAGAAAUCCGAUUCCUGCUCAUGGGCCUUCCGUGGCUUCAAGUGCUUCAUUGCCAAGAAUUUACCCUUGGUCAUGGAUAGCUUGAAGAAGAACUAAG